Molecule: messenger RNA, 2900 nt
Organism: Sorex araneus (European shrew)
Lineage: Eukaryota; Metazoa; Chordata; Mammalia; Eulipotyphla; Soricidae
Gene: FIRRM
Product: FIGNL1 interacting regulator of recombination and mitosis
Exons: 24
Coding region: 131-2875 (914 amino acids)
Source: RefSeq, a predicted model, not a curated record
GCUGGUCGCGGAGGAGCGGCGCUCCGGCCGCCGGGCACUUCCGGUAUCCGGGCACUUCCGGCCUCCGGCACUUCCGGCGCGGCUGUGGCGGGAGGAUUCGAGCCGCGCGCGCGGCUGCGGCGCCGGCGGCAUGUCCCGGGGCGCGGCGCUGGACGAGCUGCGCGCCUGGCCCGAGACGCGGUGCCGCCGGGAGCUGCCGGCCGUCCUGCCGCGGCUGCUCUCCAUGUUUCAGGAAGCCAGUGACUGGGCUGAACAUAUUCGAAUUCUGAAAACGGCCAUAGACAUGUUUGUGCCCCACGUGGACCACCAGAUGCUGGAGGAGACCUUCUUGUCACAAGUGCUGCCGAAGACUGUGAAAUUAUUUGAUGACAUGAUGUGUGAAUUAACAAGUCAAGCCAAAGGACUCUCGAGCCAAAAUUUGGAAAUCCAGGCCACCCUAAGGAAUAUUUUACAAACAAUGGUGCAGCUCUUAGGGGCUCUGACAGGAUGUGUCCAGCAUGUCUGUGCCACGCAGGAAUCCGUCGUUCUCCAACAUAUCCAUAGUCUGCCCUCUUCUGUCCUGCACGUCAUUAAAAGUACAUUCGUCCAUUGUAAGAACAGUGAAUCUGUCUACUCUGGGCGCUUGCACCUCGUUUCGGAUCUUCUCCAGGCUCUGUUCAAGGAGGCCUAUUCCCUCCAAAAGCAGCUCCUGGAGCUGCUGGAUAUGGUCUGCGUGGAACCGGGAGCCGACGAGAACGAUGGGACUGUGGGCAUGGUCCUAGUUAUUCACUCACUGUUGGACAUCUGCUCUGUGAUUUCCGGUAUGGACCACGCGUUCCACGCCAACACUUGGAAAUUCAUAAUUAAGCAGAGCCUGAAACACCAGUCGGUGCUCAAGAGUCAGCUGGGACACACAGCCAUCGUCACCGGCCUGUGCGAGGACAUGCUCUCUGCCUUCCACUCCUGCCUGCAGCUGGCGGAGCAGAUGGCGCGGGCGACGGCCCCGGGGGAAGACGGGGUGACAGCAGUCCGGGAAAACGCUGACUACAGAUUAUUUCAAAAAGCACUCAAAUUGUGUCGUUUCUUUGCUAACUCCCUUUUGCACUACACUAAGGAAUUUCUUCCCUUCCUUGCUGAUUCUUGUUACAUGUUGCACCGCCUUUACCUUCAGAUACACAGCAAGCUCCCUCCGAGCCUGGACGCACCCGCGAUCCCCAGCGCGCAGCAGGAGGAGGUGGCGGGCACGUUCCUGGUGACCCUGGACGCGCUCCUCGGCCUGCUGCUUCCGUUCCAGCCCUUCGCGCACGCGGUCUUGGAUAGUACGUCAGGGCUGCCCGCCGAGCUGCAGCUCCCACACUGCCUCCUGCUGGUCAAGCUCAUGGACAAGCUGCCCGCCCAGCCCGAGGCCGUGCAGGGCCUGUGGUGUGGGCCCCUGCCGGACUCGGAGGCCCUGGCCAGGCCGGCUCUUAUCAGGGCCCUGUUCUGCAGCUUUGAGCAGUGUUCUGGCGAACUCUCUCUGCCUGUUCACUUGCAGGGAGCCGAGGGGCCGGGGCAGCCUGAGGCCGCCGCCACCCUGUACCAGCACGUCUGCGUUCACCUCUGCACCUUCAUCGCCUCCUUGCACCCCUCGCUCUUCCCCACGCUGGACGCCGCGCUGCUGGCCGCCAUCCUGGGAACGCAGAUGAUCGCCUCCCUGCUGGCCGUGGACGCCUGGUGCUUCCUUGCUCGGUUUGGGACUGCUGAGCUCUGCGCCCACCAUGUCAUCGUCGUGGCCCAUCUGGUCAGAGCCUGCCCCGGCCUGUGCCAGCAGCUCGCCAGCCUGGCCCUGCUGUUGCAGCGGCUCCUCUUCUUCAUGACCCCAGCACAGCAGGCGGAGUUCGUCCAGCAGUUCCCGCCCCGGGAGGCCGAGAACUGGCCCCUGUGGCAGCACGUCUCCUUCCGGGCCUUCUCGGCCGAGCUGCGGAGAGACGCGGCCGAGGCGCUGGGCCAGGCGGGCGUCCUGCAGUGCCGGCAGUGGCUGGGCAGCCGCCGCACGCUGGCCGAGCUGGACACGCUGGACACGGCGCUCUCGGCCCUGCUGGCUGUGUGCGCGUCAGCUGGGGAUGCGCUGGACGCCGGGCAGCAGGCCGCAGUCGUGGAAGUCGGGAGCCAGCUCUGGGCCUGUCUGAGCAGUCAGCAGGCCCUGGGGCACCCUCGUGUCCAGCACACACUCGGUCUUCUGCUUCCGCUGCUGGGGCUCCUCGUUCCCGCGCUGGAUCUGCAGCUGGUCGGCCAGGUGGUGACCGCACAGGCCGCGCUGCUGAGGCUGGGCCCGCCUGACCACGUGCGUCUGGCCGUGCCUGACUUCGUCUUGUCCCUGGGAAGACUGGUCAUCCCGAAGGACGCCCAGGAUGCCGUGGUGCCGGGGCUCGCGUCCGUGCUGCGCCUGCUCCUGGCGGCGGGGCCGUGGCUGCUGGAGCAGCAGGCCCUGGAGGCCUUCACCCACUUCGCCCAGGGCACGUGUCACGAGGAGGCGGUCCCGCGGUGCCUGGGCUCGGAGGACGUGAGGACCAGAGUCGUGGCCUUCCUGGAGAAGAGCGGGCUCGGGGAGGAGACGGCCGCCGCCCGGCUGGAGCGUGUGAAAAGGGAGAGGAGCGUCUUCGCCGCGCCCUUGGCGGCAGCAGCCGCCGAGCCCCCCUCGGAGCCUCCAGCCAAGAGGGCCUGUCCGGGCCCCCCCGAGGCCCCGCUCCGGGCCGCGCUGCAGGCCGCCGGCCAGGCACUGGGCACCCUCGAGUCGCUGCUGCGCGCUGGGCCCACGCCGGGCUGGCUGCCUGCCCAGCUGACGGUGCUGCUCCGCCGGACAGAGGCGCUGGGCCGCCUGCUGCAGCCCCGCCGGGACCUGGCCGGGCCCUCCUAGCGCGGGGGGCGGCCCUGCAGCGGAC